GCAAAGACAAUUCAGAAAUGAGUGCGCAGUCGAUAGAGAUGAAGCACAGACUGGCAGUGAUUGAGGCCAGGCUGGAGGCCAGCGAAAACCAGAUUGAGGAGCUCAAGAAAAAAGAGAGCACCAUGGUCAUGUUCACUGCAAUAAUACAAAAAGGUGGAGCGUACGGACCCUUUAACACAAAUGUCACUUUGACCUACAACAAUGUGAUUAUGAACAUUGGCGAUGGCUACAACAGCUCUACAGGUAUCUUCGUUGCACCGGUUGCAGGUGUCUAUUAUUUCACAUUCUCCUAUCACGCUGGGGGACAUGAAAAGACCAUUCUAGACAUGUACAAGAACAGCACUUUGAUUGUUAGGAGUUCUGACCACAAGUCAAAUGUCGUCACAGCUCACAACGGAGGAAACGCUUCCUUCCUGCAGCUGGUCAAAGGGGACCAGGUGUAUGUGCGCAUGCUCGCUCAAUCUCAUAUUUGGGCCGCUGAGCUCCACACCACAUUCAGUGGGUUUCUGGUCAGUCCAAUGUGAGUGAGAUUGAUUGACAGAGUUCAAACAUCAACCCAGAAAUUUAUGAAAUUAAGAAUAUUGCAAGAGCAAUUAAGUUCAAAUUCUCUAAAAAUGUGUUUCAAAAAUAUAAACAUAUUAAUCAUAUUAGUUAAUAAAUGGGUUUGGUGACACACGCUUAACAAUGUGCAUUUGAUUUGUACUGAUCAGUUCCCAAAGAAGACAUUUCAUUAUAGGAUAACAAAGAACAAAACUACGAUAUGAAGAAAAUAUACUAGAACACAAAGUCCUGCAAAUGUGUUUCUUUGAGAA
Molecule: messenger RNA, 812 nt
Organism: Betta splendens (Siamese fighting fish)
Lineage: Eukaryota; Metazoa; Chordata; Actinopteri; Anabantiformes; Osphronemidae
Product: cerebellin-1-like
Exons: 3
Coding region: 18-524 (168 amino acids)
Molecular function (GO): protein binding
Source: RefSeq, a predicted model, not a curated record